Messenger RNA from Strongylocentrotus purpuratus (purple sea urchin), 3412 nucleotides. RefSeq names its product atrial natriuretic peptide receptor 1-like. Gene Ontology annotation, biological process: intracellular signal transduction; receptor guanylyl cyclase signaling pathway; protein phosphorylation. Bases 1 to 3093 code for a protein of 1030 amino acids. The transcript has 23 exons. The record is from RefSeq and is a predicted model, not a curated record. Gene Ontology annotation, molecular function: natriuretic peptide receptor activity; protein kinase activity; peptide hormone binding. NCBI's taxonomy places the organism in Eukaryota, Metazoa, Echinodermata, Echinoidea, Camarodonta, Strongylocentrotidae. Gene Ontology annotation, cellular component: membrane.
AUGACUGCGAUUCUACUAGCCCUUCUUCUCACUGGCCCUCCACACAAUCUCAAUGAAAUCCAUUUGCGCCCCGCCAUCGACAUCGCCUUCGAGAAGGUGAACAACGGGGCGGCGCGAGGUCUCUACCUCAACUUCUCGAUGUCUUACGUCUUUCGCGAGACAGGACCGGAUUGUGGACGGCCGGUCAUGGAGGCUCCAGCGGUCGCCGCCGAGCUCUACCGUCGCUACUCGCUGGACGGCAUCCUCGGCUCGCCGUGCAGCUACGAAACUGUGGGAAUCGCCGACCUCGCCGCCUAUUGGAACCUCCCCGUCGUGACUGGCGUCUCGACAUCGGCCGUCCUCGACGACAAAAGCCGAUAUCGAACCCUCACUCGCACGUCUUUCAAAACUGGAGUGCUUGCGAAAGCUGUCGUGGCGUUUUUCGAGGAAUACGAAUGGCGUCAAUUCGCGUUGGUCUGGCAGUAUCCGGGCUACUCGUCCCUCAUUGCAAUCGCCAUGAAAGAAUUGAUGGAGACCCAAGAAAACGUCACCAUGUACGAAUUCGAUCUCAGAGAUUAUGGGUCGAUAAAAGAUGCAUUAGACGCUGCCGCAGCUGUGUCAAGAAGCUCUCUAUUCACAAUGAUUAAUGCCCUUCUUUUUUCUUUGACUGCAGUCAUCAUCCUAUCGGCCCAGGGUGAACUGGUUCGUGAGGCCAUGCUACACGCUUUCGACACCGGACUCGUUGACGGCGAAUACGCCUUCGUCAGCAUCGAGCCGUUCAGCAACACUCUGGUGUUUGGAGAUGAUAACUGGAAACAAAAUGACGGUCGGGAUGAUGACGCGAAGAAGGCCUACGAAUCCCUACUAAUAUUUCGUCUCUUCAAACCGCAAACUGAUGAAUACAGAGCGUUCCAAAGGGAGCUUGAACGACGAGAGAUCCUGGACUACAACUGGACAAGACCUGAUCCGGACCAUAAUAAUUACUUUGCGAGUGCUUUUCAUGAUGCUGUGAUUCUGUACAGCUUGGCGGUGAAUGAGACUCUAGCUGAAGGAGGGAACAUCUCGGAUGGUUAUGUAAUCACUAGGAAGAUGUGGGGUAGAUCAUUCAAAGGUAUAUCUGGUACAGUAACGAUCAACGAAAACGGUGACCGCAGUGGAGACUACUCACUUUGGGAUAUGACCAAUACUGAAGAUGGCACAUUUGAGGUCCUUGCGAACUAUUACGGAGAGACAGGUGUGAUUGAGACGACAGGGGUGAAGCCAGUUUGGCCGGGAGGGGGGAUCGGACCGCCCAGAGAUGCCCCUGAAUGUGGAUUUGAAAACGAGUUAUGCCAAUCUAAUGAGCUCCCUAUUCUUGGUCUGGUUGGCAUCGUAGCUGUGGUGGUGGUCUUGGCAGCGGCGGGCAUUCUCUUCGUUAUUUACAGGAAACAUCGCCUUGAUGCAGAGCUCAUGAGCAUGUCAUGGAAGGUUGCUUGGGAGGAGCUCAUCUUCGAGGAGAUUGGUAAAUCGGUCGCCACGGCAACAUCUGGUUCCAGGGCAUUGUCUUCAAAGAGAUCCAUGAAUGAAGAGAUCCAAGAUGGCGGCCAAAUAUUUGCCACUGUUGCCAGGUACAAAGGUCGCAUGGUCAUGGUGAAGAAAAUAGGCCAAAGCAAAAUUGACUUAAACAGAAGAGUACUCAUGGAACUCAGAAAUAUGAGAAAUCUAGAGCACACGAAUGUUGUACGGUUCGUUGGCGCAUGCGUAGAUCCGCCAGACCAAGCUAUUCUGACCGAGUACUGUCCUCGUGGGAGUCUUCAAGAUAUCUUGGAGAAUGACCAGCUGAAGCUUGACUGGAUGUUUAGACAAUCUUUACUAAUGGAUGCAGUUAGGGGUCUCAACUACAUCCACGACAGCGUCAUCGGAGUCCAUGGUCGCUUGACAUCAUCUAACUGUGUGGUCGAUGGCCGGUUCGUCCUGAAGAUCACCGACUUCGGCAUACCGUCUUUCCGAAACUCCAACAAAUAUGAAGAUAACAAUUACAAGCUGUUGUGGCGAGCACCAGAGCGACUCCGCGACCCUUCCAGUUUACCGUCAAAAGAGGGAGACUUAUACGCACUGGGUAUCAUCAUGCUCGAGAUCGGAACGCGGUGCGGACCGUUCGAUGAGGAAAGAAAAGUUAUGGAUACAGAUGGAAUCCUUGAGACACUGAAGUCGACCAGCAGCCAACCACCGUUUCGUCCAUCCGUACCAGAAGCUGCAUGGAACCCCGUGAUCAAGGACCUGAUGAAACGAUGCUGGGCCGAGAACCCAGGUGACCGACCGACGGCCAGUGCCUUGCAGACUGCGCUCAAGAAGAUCAACAAAGGAACAUCCAGCGGUGGCAAUAUUUUGGACAACCUUCUGAAUCGUAUGGAGCAGUACGCAACCAACCUGGAGUCCUUGGUCGAAGAAAGGACUGCAGCCUUCCUGGAAGAGAAGAAACGAUCGGAGACACUGCUGUAUGAGGUGCUUCCCAGAUCUGUAGCAGAGCAGUUGAAGCAAGGAAAGUCUGUCGACCCCGAGUCUUACGAGAAUGUUACCAUUUUCUUUAGCGAUAUCGUUGGUUUCACCUCCCUGUCCUCUCAGAGUACACCCCUAGAGGUUGUUGCUCUCUUAAAUGAUUUGUACACGUGUUUCGACAGCAUUAUCGCUAAUUUCGACGUAUAUAAGGUCGAGACUAUUGGAGAUGCGUACAUGGUGGUAUCGGGACUACCGAUAAGGAACGGCUUUGCGCAUGCUCGUGAGAUUGCGCAGAUGUCCCUCGCGCUUCUUGGUGCAGUCACAUCGUUCAAGAUCAGGCAUCGCCCCGAUGAGCAGCUCAAACUACGAGCUGGUAUACAUUCAGGUCCUUGUGUAGCUGGUGUAAUAGGUGUUAAGAUGCCAAGGUACUGUUUGUUCGGAGACACUGUCAACACCACUUCUCGAAUGGAAUCUACCGGAGAAGCGCUCAAGAUUCACACAAGUUUGACGUGUAAGACGAUUCUAGACAAGUUUCAAAUCUUCGUGCUCGAGCUUCGAGGACUCGUGGAAAUGAAGGGCAAAGGGCAGCAGACUACAUUUUGGUUGCUUUCUCAAAAGGACAACGACAAGGGAUGACAAACGGCCCCAUAAAUCUUUAUCCCUUGUUAAAAAUGGAUAAGAGAUCAAAAUGAAGAUCAUUAGUGAAUACUUGUAGUUGGCGUCUGAAAUAUUUUCGUUGUUUAUUUCUUAUUUGCUUGUUUUUAUGAUUAAACCGGCCUAUUAGUUCCUCGAUCACCCACAGGUGCAAUACAACCACAAUGUGUUAUAAGUAUACUUCACCUGAUUAAAUCCAUCACUGUGGAUAAAAAAUUAUUUAUUUAUUAUCAAAAAUCGGCCUUCUAUGUCAUUCCGUUACAAAGUGAAUAAACUCAAUGUUUUUAUAAAUUUGAUGAAU